This is a messenger RNA of Ilex paraguariensis (yerba mate), 1150 nucleotides long. Lineage: Eukaryota; Viridiplantae; Streptophyta; Magnoliopsida; Aquifoliales; Aquifoliaceae. The record is from the annotation of a GenBank genome assembly.
AUGAGGUAUCUACUGUUGUUGCUAAUAUUCCUACUCUCAUCGACAUCACGACAAUCUAUUCUUUCAUCUUCAUCACCGUUGCCAAAGAGCCAAUUUCUAUGCCUCGACCACCAGAGAUCUGCCUUGGUGCAACUGCGGCAAGAUGUUCUAAACCAUUCCUCUCCUCCUGUUACAUAUGAAGAAAACUCUUCAAUGAAAGUUUUGCAAUGGGACCUGGAAAGUGAUUGUUGUUCUUGGGAAGGUGUCACCUGCGACGCUAUUCCGACGGAGAUUUCUCGCUUGACAAAGUUAAAAUCUCUUGACAUAUCUACCAUUCCAUUUUGUGAACGUCCACUGAACUUUGAUGGCCCAGACUUUAUUCGCGUAUAUGAAUUUGAAGAGCUACACCGGCUCAAACUUGAAGAACCGAACCUCCAGAUGUUUGUUCAUAACAUGAAUAAUCUCACAGAGCUCAACCUAGAUAAUGUAGACCUCUCAGCUCAAGGUCCUAUUCAUUCUUCCUUCUCGCAGCUACAAUCUAUAUCCCACAUCAACCUCGAGGUCCCAAACCUUGCAUUCCUUCUCUUAUCUAGCAAUCUUCUCAAUGGAGUGAUAUAUUCCUCGUUGUUUACUCUCCCAUCGCUGCAAGGCUUAUGUCUUGACAACAACCAUUUCAGCGGUCAGCUUGAGGAGUUCUCAAAUGCAUCUUCUUCAGAGUUGAAAUGUCUAUAUUUUAAUGGAAAUGAUUUGAGUGGUCCAAUACCAAAGUCAAUCUCGAAACUCCCAAGGCUUGUCUAUCUCGAACUUGCUGCUAACAACUUUUACGGUACCAUGAAGCUUGACAUCUUCCAGAGCCUCAGAAACUUGAAUUCUCUCGACCUCUCAGACAACAAAUUGUCAAUUGAAGGUGACAAUGGUAGCUUUAUGCUUCCCAAUCUUGCCGCCUUGAAACUGAGUAGGUGCAACUUGACUGAAGUUCCAAAGUUCCUCAAAAAUCAAGUUGGGUUAAAGACUCUGAACCUUUCCAACAACCAAAUCCAUGGCAGCGUUCCCAGUUGGAUACGGAACAGCGGCAGUCUUUAUGAGUUGGAUCUUUCUCAGAAUGCAGUUGAUUUCCUUGAACAACCUCUUCUGGAUGACUCAAACCAGAGUAAAACGGUCAUUGAUGGCG